GAAUGAGGUUAGCGGACCAAGAUGGCGGCUCCUUAUGUUUCCGAUGACUCCGGGAAGUACAUAGCAUCCACUCAGCGACCAGACGGUUCCUGGAGGAAGCAGAGAAAAGUGAAGGAGGGAUAUGUGCCCCAAGAAGAAGUACCAGUGUAUGAAAAUAAAUAUGUCAAGUUCUUCAAAAGCAAACCUUCUCUGCCUCCUGGUCUUUGUGAAGCCGAUGGCACUACAGGCCAAGCCCAGCCUUCAAAGCCUGAUGCUGACGCCAGCUUGUCCAAAACAGCCAAGAGGAACUUGAAGCGCAAAGAGAAAAGGAAACAAGAGAAAGGGGAACGCGAGCAGGUGGAAGAAACACGACAAGAUCUGGAGAGGGUUAACAUUUCAGAUACCCCUGUGCAAAAGAAUGUGACAUCAGCACAUAAGAAUGGCUCAGCAAGCAGUGACAACUCUGCAGCAGAGAAGGCCAAGAAAAUAAAGAACCUACGCAAAAAGCUUCGUCAGGUGGAGGAAUUACAACAGAAAAUAGACUGUGGGGAGAUCAUACAGCCAUCCAAAGAGCAACUCGAAAAACUGGCCAGGAGGAAAGCUUUAGAAGAUGAGAUAGAGGACCUAGAGCUGGACUUAUAAAGCACUAGUAUGGGUUUGGCCUUCAUGUUCUGGAACAGGGAAAUCCAACCACAGCAGUCCAGCUGUUCGUGAACUACAGUUACCCCUGUGGUAUGCGUUUUAGUUCAGCAACAGCUUAGACCUGCCGGUUGGUAGUCUUUGUCUCAAAGCGUGGUAUGCCUUUAACCUAGUCUUCUACUUGUGUCCUUUUCAUCAUGUUUCAGUGCAGUUUAUUUCAAGUUAGCAUUUUUGUGCUGAAGGACCUCCAUUAUGCCUUACUGCCACCCCAAAUGUAGAUCCUCCUCUCCCUUUUUUUAUGCUCUGAAGUUGCCUUUAAAUAUAAUUUCAAACAGAUUUUAGCCCACUAAAGGAUAAUUCAGUUUCAGAAAAUACUUCUUAACGAGAGACAUAUAAAGCCUUUUAGGCUGCAUCUCCCCACUUUUCAAAAUCUCCAACAUUUCCCACAAUGCUAUUCUUGAGCAUAGGGUAAAUGCACAUGUGUGUGAAGCAAUAAGUUUAAGUGUUUCAUUUGAAUGUAUUCCUUUGUAGGGAACUGGAACUUUUGGUUUGAAUUCAGGUUGUGGUAAUAAUAUGUUCCCCUUACACUUGACAGUUAUGUGGAAAAGACCCCAUGUAAUGCACAGUUUCUCAAAGCAAGAAAAAAAAAGUAGUUUAUAAACACUG
This is a messenger RNA of Xenopus laevis (African clawed frog), 1284 nucleotides long. It is a transcript of the gene pym1.L, whose product is annotated as PYM homolog 1, exon junction complex associated factor L homeolog. Gene Ontology annotation, cellular component: nucleolus; nucleoplasm; cytoplasm. NCBI's taxonomy places the organism in Eukaryota, Metazoa, Chordata, Amphibia, Anura, Pipidae. The record is from RefSeq and is marked provisional. Gene Ontology annotation, molecular function: RNA binding. Gene Ontology annotation, biological process: exon-exon junction complex disassembly.